Aspergillus mulundensis is the source of this 732-nucleotide messenger RNA. RefSeq lists its product as uncharacterized. The transcript has 4 exons. The coding region runs from base 1 to 732 and encodes 243 amino acids. NCBI's taxonomy places the organism in Eukaryota, Fungi, Ascomycota, Eurotiomycetes, Eurotiales, Aspergillaceae. The record is from RefSeq and is a predicted model, not a curated record.
AUGUUGAAAGGCUACCUCCUCUUUCUUCUUACCCUGCUCAUCUCCCUCUCCUCCGCCAUGGGCAGCGGCUUCAAGCGCAGCUGGGCAGUUCUCGAAUCGGACAACAUCCAGACUGCCAGCCAGCAAGAUGGCCUUCCAAGCAACAACUCAGUCGGCUACGUCCCUUCCGCUACUGACCCCGCGAACUUCAUCAACUACUGCACCAGAAGAGUCUUGACAAACGGCCAGUUCUCCAGCCAGAGCUCGUGCAAUGGAAUUGUAAUGGGCGACAUCCCCUCAGACAAGAACAUGGUCUCAACAAUCAUCACCUAUCCGCUCCCAGGCCAGACCGUCCUAGCUCACAAAACCUUCCCCAUCAACUUCCGCACACUGAACCUCGCCACGGGAUCCGUCACGAACCCUAAUUCGACCCUGUACUCCGCUCCCCAGUCUCUGCAGGGCGGAAACAUCGUCGGCCACGUCCACGUCACCAUCCAGUCUCUGUUCGACUUCAGGAAUGACCAGCUGGAGGGGUACGGCGUGCCUCCCGACCCAGCCAACUUCGUCUUCUUCAAAACUGUCUUUGGCGAAGAGAAUGCGCAGAAUGGGUACUCGGUUCCUGUGGCGGACGGGCUGCCGAUUGGCUUCUAUCGCGUCUGUACGAUGGCUGCUACUAGUAACCAUCAGCCUGUGGUUAUGCCGGUUGUCGAACGGGGUGCGCAGGAUGAUUGCCAGAAAUUCGAGGUCAUUUAG